AGUCAGUCCAAGUCAGUCAUUCAGAGUUGUGUCGUUUUGUUAAUUGCGUUUCUUUCUGCUUCGGCAAGCCAAGGCUUAUUGGAAAAUUAAUUUGAAACUUAUUUUAAUAGUGUUUGUAUUAUUAAGCCCACAUUCACAGCUUCAAAAUUAGUUAUUAUUUGAUUUAAGAUGGCAACUGAAGUAAGUGCACCCAACAUAAUGCCCCAGUUGCAGUCUGUACAAAAGGCAAUGGCCCUACCAACUGUAGGGGCUGCUGUGGGACAAGUUGGAGCAUUCUACAACAAAGUCAAAGGUGCACACUCCCUUCUUGAAUGGGCUCUGUCUACUGCGGAGGCGAGUGUAACACUAGCGGCAACCACUGCAGCACCUUAUGUGGCGUCUCCUCUGUCAGUUGGUGAUGCUAAAAUAGCUGCAGCAAUUGACGAGCUGGAACGCCGAGUCCCACUUGUCACAGAACAGCCUAAAGUUAUUGUUGAAACUACUAAACAAGCAGUACUCUCCAGAAUCUCACCACAUGUUAACAAGGUAUGCGCUGCCCGUGCUGUUGCUGAGCAACGUGUCCAUUCACUUAAAGAGCUUUCAUGGGCGAAAGCUAACGCGCUCCUGUCGACAGCAUACGGACAGAAGGCGGUACAAGGUCUGGACUCGAGCGCAUCGUACGCCAUGCAACUGCUCGACACGUACCUGCCCCCUGUUGGACCACAGCCUGAGCCUACCGGCGAAGUGGUUCCUUCUACAAACGACCCAGCGCUCCACUCUGUCCAGACAGUGGGCCGGCUGAGCGCUGUGGCCGCGCGUCGCGUGUGGGCCAAUCUCGCCUGUAGAGUCGACCAGUUGAGAGCAUCAGGUGUCGAGUUGGAUGUGCGUCGUUAUGUGACAGCGUUGCUAGCAGCUCUCCAUCUCGCCAAAGUGACGAGCGACCAGCGGAGGGGCGAAGAAAACACCACUACCCCCACCACCCCUGCCCACGCAGACCCUGCGCCCCCCUCAUUAGGUGUCCAAAAACCCGUCGACCAAACGACGGCGCCAACCACCACUAACUUAUUGAAAUCAACCCCUGAAGCCAAAUCUGACAUAUCGGAAAAUUCAAAAUAAUUCAUGUCAAUUAUUUAAUUAUAUUUUCUUUAUUUUAAUGUAUAAUCGUGAAGCCAUACCGCAGAUAUACUGGUUGUAUCUACUGUUAUGACUUAGAAUUAAAGAUGCGUAUUUAUAUUGUGCAAUCGAAGACUGUGAGACGAGUCUUAUAUUUUGAUGGAUUUUUAUAGAUUUGUAUGCUGAUAUUAAACCAUAUAUAGACUUAGUACGUAAGGGAUUUUUUUUAAAUAUAUUACCAGAAAUAAAACAAUUGUAACUUU
Diatraea saccharalis (sugarcane borer) is the source of this 1355-nucleotide messenger RNA. Lineage: Eukaryota; Metazoa; Arthropoda; Insecta; Lepidoptera; Crambidae. The record is from the annotation of a GenBank genome assembly.